Molecule: messenger RNA, 447 nt
Organism: Rotaria socialis
Lineage: Eukaryota; Metazoa; Rotifera; Eurotatoria; Philodinida; Philodinidae
Source: the annotation of a GenBank genome assembly
AUGAAACGUAUAAAAGUUAGUAUAAUGACAUUGGUGAUUGGCAUAAUUAUUUAUUUAUUCAUUGAACAUAUCAAUCGUCGAGCAUAUCAAUUACUCAAUGAAAUUGAACGGAGGAGCAAACAUUCAAUCAAAGAUAUUGAACAGCGAACACAUCAAUUAAUAAAUAUUACAUUAUUUGAAUUGAAUAAUCAAAUUAUAGAACACACGAAUUCACUAGUUGAAAAAGGUCGGAAACAUAUUCCUUUACAAAAUCCAUAUGGUGCUACAACUUGUACACAAUGGUUUGGAUGUCAUAGAGGUUAUUGUUGGGCUGGAUGUGCCGGUGCUUUUCCAUCCGUAACGGGACCUGAAUGGUGUUAUACAGAAGCAUUAAAUGAAAAAAUGACUUGUUCACAAGAUAAACACUGUGAUGGUUGUUGGCGGUGUUCAAGUCCAUGUAGUAUUUGA